Molecule: messenger RNA, 6103 nt
Organism: Linum trigynum
Lineage: Eukaryota; Viridiplantae; Streptophyta; Magnoliopsida; Malpighiales; Linaceae
Source: the annotation of a GenBank genome assembly
CUAAAAUCUCAAUCGAUUCUCGACGACUUCCAUCCGGGCGUCCAGCCCAAUUAUCGCGCUUCCUCGUCGGCGGCGCGGUUGGAGAAUCCCUUCACCGCUUCACGAUACCUCUUCUCCAUUCUUCUCAUCGACUGAAAAGGAAACCUACAGCCUAAAAUCUCCACCGAUUCUCGGCGACUUCCAUCCGGUCGUCCAGCCUAGUUGUCGUGCUUCCUCGUCGGCGGCGCGGUUGGAGAAUCCCUUCACGAUACCUCGUCGCCACCAGGACCUUGGAGAAGAAGUUGUUGGUCGAAAAUCUGCAUCAAUUAUAGGUAUGUUUCUUCGGUUUCCUUCUUUCAUUGUCUCUGUUUCAGCCCCAAGAUUGGUGGUCUCUGGCUACUCUUACUGCUUUGAUUUUUGUGGAUUUGCUCAUAUAUGUGUGGUCUGAGUUUGGUAUUUUGGUUACCCAUAUAUGUAUGUGGUCUGGGUUUGGUCUUCUGGGUGUUUUCGUGGACAAACCAGGUCGUCAGCUAUGGUCAAUUUGGGUUGUGGGUAUUGCUUGUUUGCCCAUUUUUGUAAGAUCUGAUAGCUAAUGGUGUUGCUGCUGUGGUGUUGCUUUGGAAUUUAGAGGGAAUAUGUGCGGUAUUGAUUUAGUUGGGUUCAAGGCUGAUUAAGUAUGAUAGUGUUAUUUGAGUAGAGGGGAAACACAGUAGUCCUUAGUGGAUGAUGUUGCCUUGUUAGUUAGGGUAGAAAUGUUGGGUUUGAAGGUGGCAAGAAUGUUUAUGUCAACAAUGGUGGCUGGUGGAAGGGCUAGAAGAAGAGGGGGAGUUUUUGAAGUCAUUCUGUUUUUGUUGUAAUCUUCUGUACAUAUGUAAUCUGAAUCUUGUCUGUCUGUCUGUAUCCAUUCAAAAUGAAGACAAUUUGUUGGAUGUAUUGGGUCUCAAGUUUGUGGGAAAGCAAUCAACUGUUAAGCCAAUUGUAGUAAUUGAAAAGCCGGUUGUAAUAGUAACACUACACUAGUGGCAUCUUUAUCAUCCAUCUCUGCCUUGUUCUGUCUUCCUUUUUGUUUGUUGGAGGAUGUUAUUUCUGAGAAAGGACUCUGAUUUUUGGCCACUGCGAAGCAGCUGACUGUGUUUGAGCUCAGAAAGAUAAGAGAUUGAAAGAGAAAGGGAAUAAACGGGAGGCAGCAACUGUAUGUAUUUGGUCUGCGUCGAUCCUGUGGCUGUGAAUGAUCCAACAAAGUCAAGCAUGAUUGGAGCGCAGGCUAUUGUGUUAAAAACACAUAUUUUGUGAUUAUCUUUUUGUGGGAUGUGUCGUAGUCAUUAGUCAAUGACUUUUGAUAAUAUUGAAUGCUUAAUUAAUGAGUAGUAGUAUGAUAGUGUUAUUUUGCUUUUUCAAUCUUUUAGUUUAUGAUGCUUGGUUUCCUUAUGUUAUUGGAAAUCUUCACUUGGUAUUAAUUUUUUGAUUCAUUAAAAUGGUAGGAUAUGGAUGAAGCUAGCAGUAAUCCCAUGGAGGUCUCCACCAAUGCACCUUCUCAAGGAAAUCUUCCGUUAGUUGAUGAAAAUGAAGAAGGUACAUUCGGAACUUCAGCUGUAUGGGAGCAUUAUAAUAGACAAAAUUGGUCGGAUAAGGAAUCUAGAAAAGCUGUUUGCAAAUAUUGUUCAACAAAGUUAAAAUGUCCAUCUACUUUUGGAACAAGUGGUUUGAAAAGGCAUUUGCAAAGAUGCAAAAAAUAUCCUUAUAGUAAUCAUAAUCAGAAGAAAUCUAGAACUCCUAGCGCUCAAGGUACCAAUACUACAGCUCAGGGUACUAGUAGUGCUUCUCCUACUUUUACACCUCACACAUAUGAUCCAGUUGUCUCAAGGAUGAAACUUGCUAGAAUGAUCAUUAUUGACGAGUCACCUUUUAGGCAAGUUGAGCAUGAAGGCUUCCGUGACUUUGUCCAUUCGCUAAGACCUGAGUUUCACAUCCCUUCUAGGAUCACCAUAGCCAAAGACUGUUUUAAGUUGUUUUUGGCUGAGAAUGAGAAGUUUAAAAAUUACUUCAAGCAGUCACAGAUUAGAGUUUGCCUCACAACCGAUAUAUGGGCAAGUAAACAUCAUUUGGACUACAUGAGUCUAACUGCUCAUUUCAUUGAUAAUGAAUGGAAAAUGCAGAAAAGAAUUAUCAACUUCUCUCCUAUUCCUAAUCACACGGGUCUCACGAUUGGAAAAACGGUUGAAAAACACAUGCUUAAUUGGGAAAUUGAUAGGGUUCUUUGGCUUAGUGGACUAACUUUGGAAAGUGAAAAGGAUAACUAAAGCAAGUUCACCCAAAGUCUAUGGUACUAAGCAAAUUCAUUUACUCAUACUGUGCAAAAAAUCAACCUGCAACCAGUCUAAUAUCAAGAAUGAACUACUCUUAACUUAUAGGAUCAUAGUCAACCUUUUUCAAGCUAAUCCUAAUUUAGUCUCAUAUAUACAUGUUGAUGACACGUAAACUAUAAUAUUUUUACUUCCCAUUUGACGUUAUUUGAGCUAUCAAGAAUGAGAUUACCAUGGUGAUGUCUUUCUCUGUAGCAUUUUCUUUUUCUUUAGUGUGCAUGGAUAGCUAAACUUAAAGAUCUGUUUAGAUUACCUAGGACCCUAAGGAUGAUGGAUGGAAUUGAUUAUGAGAUUGGUUGAUGUUUUCCUAUCAAUGUGAUUGUUUAUUUAAUCGAAGCAUUCUUCUCACGUGUUGAUAGGUUCAAAUUUGUUUUGUGAUUGGGUGACACUGGAAAUGACAAUAUCAUUAUAAUCAAAUUCAAUCGAUUGGACUACCCAACUCUUGACGGGAGAAAUCUGUAGGACCCAACGUAGCCUAUUACAUCUAACCACAUUAGACGUAUGGCAGGGUAAAAUUGCAUUGUAUAGGCAGGAAUUCAAAUAGCACAGAAAUCCAUCAAACCUAAGGGGAAGCAUAAUCUGAAUGGUUUUCUUUACCUUUGCUUAAGGUUGAUUCAAUUUAUUCCUCCUUAUCAUUACUAUGAUUUAGUUUUUUCUUAUUCACACCACGUUUAUUAAUUUUGGCAAAGUUUAGGUUCCAGCUUACUUGGGCUGGGUCAAUCGAAUAACAGAUUUUAAUUUAUAUACUAUAUUAAUGUUAUAAAUUGUCACAAUAGUUAAUUAUUCACUAUAAAUAUUGACAUUAUGCUAAUUUUAUAUUUCUCAAAUUUUUUUAUAACUAUUCAUGCCAAUCAGAGGGGUUCGGGUUCAGGUUGAGGGCUCGGAUAGAAUAACAACACUCUUAGUGUUGUUAUUAUAACAACAAAAUUCAUUAAGGGUAAAAGGGUAAAUUAGAUAGAAAAUAAUAAAUAAAGUUAAUUAAAUUCACUCACCGCUGUCAGAUCUCAUCACCCUUUCCGCCGCCUCUGAACACGAAUUCUUCCAACUCGCCGGCCACGGAAUCGCCGCCCAACUCGCCCAGUCCGCCGAGUCUGAAUCGCCGCGUCAACCUCCUCCGCCUCCACAACGACGACGACGACCAGUCAGUUCCGGGGGCUAUCUUCUCGGUGAUCCAAAAUCAAAAGCCCCGAGUCAGAGUAGAUCUCGUCGCUGAUGAGGUGGAUCUGCUUGUCGGAGAUGAAGCUGGCGAGGAGGUUGAGCUCCGGUCGGGUCAACAUGGUUCCCAGCGGGUUGGAAGGGUUGGUGACGAGAUGAGGAUGGGCGGGCGAGGGUCGUCGCCGCCGAUGGGCGAGGGUGAAGUCUUCGUCGGUGAACUCGGUCACCGUUGACGGUGAUGUUGUCACCAAGAUGGACGCCCUCGAGGACGGUGCUGGCUCGGAUCUUGAGGUCGAAUCCGUCGUCGGGGGUGCUGCCCAGGUGCUUGACUUGCCCCAUUUCUUCGACGAUUCCAGUGAAGAGCGAUCAGAUGGUCGAGGAGGGAAAUCGGGUUUGGGGCAGGGAUUUAGAGGUUCUGGUAAAGAAGAGAGAUCGUGUGCUGGGAUUCGAAAUUGAUGUGGAGAAUUUGAGAUUGGACUUUUGUGGGAGUAGAUUCAGUAUUGUGAUUGCUGUUGGAGAUGAUGGGCGACUUCUCAUGGGACAGAAAAUCCUACUGGGAGCUUUGACCAUAGAUGAGAAAGAAGAACAGACUGCCAUUUCUGUCUUCUUCUGGAUACAGUCGAGUGAGACGCUCCAAAAGGAUACCCUAUUUUGAGGCUGUGGAAUCAAUUUGGGACGAUUGGAAAAGGAAUUGGAGAAGCAGAUGGGAAGAAAGAUUCUGCAAAAAAAUCCUCAGGUGUGAGAUGUUUGUUACUUAUAAUGCACUCAUAAACAUGCCAUCCACAAACACGGUAAAACAAUCCACAAAAAGCGUACCAGAAACCUCCCAAUCCAUACCACAAAUCCCCUAAAACAAACCAAAAACCCCACAAAGCAUACCACAAAUAUUCCGAAAGCACACCAGAAACCUCAUAAUGCAAACCACAAACAUGCUAAAGCAAACCACAAACCUUCUAAUGCAGACCAAAAAUAUAUUAAAACAAACCAGAAACCCCACAAAUCAAACCAUAAAAUUUUCGAAAGCACACCAUAAACUUGUUAAUGCAAACCAGAAACACAAUAAAGCAAACUAGAAACCUCUGAAUGCAUACCACAAAUCUCCUAAAACAAACCAGAAACCUCACAAAGCAAACCACAGAAUUUUCAAAGACACACCAGAAAGGCAGAAACCUCAUAAUGCAAACCACAAAUACGUUAAAGCAAACCACAAAAACAAACCAGAAACCUCCUAAUGCAUACCACAAAUCUCCUAAAACAAACCACAAACCCCUCAAUGCAAACCAUAAAUUUUUUGAAAGCAAACUAGAAACUUCUCAAUGCAAACCACAAACACGAUAAAGCAAACCACAAAAGACAUACAAAAAUGUGAGAAACCAAACCAUAAAUCUCACAAUGAAGACCAUAACAUCUGGUGGUCGUUGACCGUUGACCGGUCAACGAAGUUCGUUGACCAAACUCCGAUAACCAUCAGUGAGCAGAUUCCAACGCCGAUAGGCAUAUUCCGGCCCCGAUGACUAGAUUCCGACGCUGGUAAGCAUAUUCCGACGCCGGUAAGCAUAUUCUGGUGACGAUGGCAUAUUCCAAUGAGAAAAUAGCAUAUUCCGGCGACGAAAAGCAUAUUCCGGUGAUCGGCGACCGAAUUCCGGCGACCAAAAUUUUGAGCAGAAAAUAAAAAAAUUUAUUUUUUCAUAAUUACAAUUAUACCCCUGCUUUGAUUUUACACUAGGUCAACUCAACUAAUAAAAAGUCAUCACAACCCUAGCUUCCUAUUGGUUGGAGACUAGUGUUGUUACAAUAACAACAAAAGGAGUGUUGUUAUAGUAUCUAGUCCCCAGGUUGAUCAGGUAAUGAGUUUGUCGGGUCGCAUGUCAAUUGAAUUACAAGUUUAAUCGGGUUGUGAAUUGCAAGCCAGUUAGGUUACGGGUUAAUCGGAUUGCGGGACUGACCAGUUACGAGUCAUUAACAUUUAGUCAACUUAAACUGCAAUAUUCUCUAUAAAAAAAAAAAACUUAGACUGCGAUAGGGCUGCGAGUCAGAUUAAUCAGGCGGGUUACAAUACAAUUGACAUAACUGUUGAAAGCGUAGAGUGCUGACUUGUAUUUGAACAUACUCAACAAGCCCAAAGGUGGAACAAGUCCAGAGUCCCGUAUUGGGCUUUUAGCUUGUCCGUUCAUAAAGGCCCAAACUUGAAGGAUAAAGGCAAAAUCCCUCUGCUAAAAAAUUGAUGACGGCAGACAUCCGCAAGCAUGGCGUCACUCAUGAAUAAUAAUAAAAAAAAUAAGAAAGACAAAAAGACAAACAUCGGUCUUUGUGCCGUUAGCAACGCGUAUAAGUUAUACCACAGACAGAUACAGAGAAAGGCAAAGUCAACGUACACGUCAGCCCUCGUGUUUAACCUCAUCAUCGCCCCCGAUCAGUUGCUAUGAAACUUCCCAAAGUCAAGAGUCAACAACUAAACCUGCUCCCACUGCUCCACUGUUUCCCAAAACCAGAAAUGGAAUUUCUUCUCUAAUGUUGCAUGUAUUGUUUUAUGUGGGUCCCACUUACUAUCAAUGCAUGCAUUUAUAUCACAAAAAAAUUCAUAACAAUACAACGAUUUACCAUAC